Gigantopelta aegis is the source of this 534-nucleotide messenger RNA. RefSeq names its product extensin-like. Lineage: Eukaryota; Metazoa; Mollusca; Gastropoda; Neomphalida; Peltospiridae. The transcript has 3 exons. The record is from RefSeq and is a predicted model, not a curated record. The annotation marks the transcript as partial.
AUGUUGCAUGCAGCUUUGGUGGAAGACAGGAUCAAAUCCGGCAAAAUAACUCUGUGGUCACCUAUGAAGAAUCACAAACUGAAGUUGUGGAAAAGCAUGGCAAAGAGAGUAAAAUUAACAGUUGGUGACAUGAUUACUGAGUCGAAAGAAGACAGAUCAUCAUUUGCUCCUUUGAUGUUUGUUUGCAAGUUCAGACCAGAAAUAAAUUUGAAAGAAGCUAUUGGGAAUCCCAACCUCGAAAACCCAACCCCCAAUCCCCAAAACCCUAUCCCCCAAAACCCAAACCUCCAAAACCCCAUCCCCCAAAACCCCAACACCCAAAACUCCAAAUCCUCAAACCCCAACCCCAAAACCCCAACCCUCAAAACCCCAACACCAACCCCCAAAACCAACUCCAAAAACCCCAUCCCCCAAACCCCCAAGGCCCCAACCCUCAAAACCUCAACCCCCAAAACUGCAAUGCCCAAAACCCCAACCACCAAACCAACACCCAAAUCCCCAAAAAACAAAGCCCCAAUAGCAACCCCCAAAACC